Messenger RNA from Lactuca sativa (garden lettuce), 753 nucleotides. The record is from RefSeq and is a predicted model, not a curated record. NCBI's taxonomy places the organism in Eukaryota, Viridiplantae, Streptophyta, Magnoliopsida, Asterales, Asteraceae.
AUGAAAGGUCGUCUAGAUUCAAGUUUACAUUUAACGUCGUAUAUUUUGAUUCCGUAUUAUCAUUAUAUGGAUCCAAAUAUCCAAUAUGAUCCCGAUAUAAUGAAUGGCGUUCUUGAUUUUUUUGAUACAAUACUUCGUGGAAAUUUUGAGAUGCAAAGGCAAGUCGUGACUAUUGACUUGCCAAAGUACAAGAAAAAAGUUGAUAGAUUUGGUUGCGAUCUUGCAAUUAAACAUUGUGCGGUGAACGAUGCCGAGUUCGAUCCGGCUAGUUGGUGGGGACUAUUUGGUGGCACAACUCCUCAUUUGACAAAGAUUGCAAUGUGGAUUCUUUCUUUAACUAGUAGUUCAUCAGGUUGUAAAAAGAAUUGGAGCACGUUUGAGGGGGUACAUACAAAAAAACGAAAUAGAUUAGAGACAAGCAAAUUGAACAAUCUUGUUUUUGUUCAAUUCAAUGCUAAUUUAAUGGAAAAAAACCAAAAGAGAAAAGAUAGAACUAUGGAAGUGCUAUUAGCAAAUCAUUCACACUCGGCUCAAGAAUGGAUUGUUGAUUGUGAUAAGCAUGAUGUAGUUGAAGAAGACCCCGAAACGGUUAAUGAAGCUCUAGCAACCGAUGAUAGUGAAGCUCCCCGAGAAAGUUCAAGAAUGAGGGAACUUUUCGAUGAAGAUUUUGAGUCUGAAAGUGAGGAGGAAGUGCUAGAAGAAGACGAAUAUAAGUUUGAUGGGGUUCAAAUAAUGGAAGAUAAUUUGGAUUAA